Molecule: messenger RNA, 1047 nt
Organism: Solanum verrucosum
Lineage: Eukaryota; Viridiplantae; Streptophyta; Magnoliopsida; Solanales; Solanaceae
Product: ADP,ATP carrier protein 1, mitochondrial-like
Biological process (GO): mitochondrial ATP transmembrane transport; mitochondrial ADP transmembrane transport
Cellular component (GO): mitochondrial inner membrane
Molecular function (GO): ATP:ADP antiporter activity
Source: RefSeq, a predicted model, not a curated record
AUGGCGGAUGGAUAUGUCAAUGAGAUAAUUAAGGGUCAUUUUGUGGCGACUCGUCAAGCUAGUGAGCAAUCGUGUGCUCCUAUUCUUGUACAGUCUCCACCCAAAGCUCCGUUAGAGAAGAAAAUGACCAGUUUUUUGGUGGAUUUUCUCAUGGGAGGAGUUUCUGCUGCUGUGUCUAAGACGGCUGCUGCUCCGAUUGAGAGAGUCAAGCUUUUGAUUCAAAAUCAGGAUGAGAUGAUCAAAUCCGGUAGACUCUCAGAUACGUACAAAGGGAUUACCGAUUGCUUUACAAGAACUAUCAAGGAUGAAGGUGUCCUUUCUCUAUGGAGAGGCAAUACUGCAAAUGUCAUCAGAUAUUUCCCAACACAGGCUUUGAAUUUUGCUUUUAGAGACCACUUUAAGAGAAUGUUUAAUUUCAAUAAAGAAAGGGAUGGCUACUGGAAGUGGUUUGGAGGAAAUUUAGCAUCUGGUGCUGCUACUGGUGCUUCAUCCCUUUUGUUCGUGUACUCGUUGGACUAUGCCAGAACGCGACUCGCUAAUGAUGCUAAGGCUGCGAAAAAGGGUGGUGAGAGGCAGUUUAAUGGUUUGCUCGAUGUUUACCAAACCAUCAAAUCUGUUGGUAUUCCUAGUCUUUACCGGGGCUUCAUCAUCUCGUGUGUGGGAAUAGUUGUUUACCGUGGUUUGUACUUUGGAGUUUACGAUUCGCUUAAACCUGUGGUUCUGGUUGGUAACCUGCAGGACAGUUUCUUUGUGAGUUUUUUGCUCGGAUGGGGCAUUACUAUCGGUGCUGGUUUAGCGUCUUACCCAAUUGAUACGGUGCGUAGAAGAAUGAUGAUGACUUCAGGAGAAGCAGUCAAGUAUAAGGGCUCAUUAGAUGCAUUUUCUCAGAUAAUGAAGAAAGAAGGCACCAAGUCGCUCUUCAAAGGCACUGGAGCUAAUAUCCUUCGUGCUGUUGCUGGUGCCGGUGCCGGUGUUCUAGCCGGGUAUGAUAAACUGCAGCUCGUUUUCUUCGGAACGAAAUAUGGAUCUGGUGGUGGAAAUCAAUAA